Molecule: messenger RNA, 6448 nt
Organism: Clarias gariepinus (North African catfish)
Lineage: Eukaryota; Metazoa; Chordata; Actinopteri; Siluriformes; Clariidae
Gene: jag1a
Product: jagged canonical Notch ligand 1a
Exons: 26
Coding region: 365-4030 (1221 amino acids)
Biological process (GO): Notch signaling pathway; multicellular organism development; cell communication
Cellular component (GO): membrane
Molecular function (GO): calcium ion binding; Notch binding
Source: RefSeq, a predicted model, not a curated record
UUUUUUUCCGAGGAGUAGGAGCAGAGGGGACAACGAGAGGGAAGAGAAUAAAAACUUCUUGAGCAGCGAUAAGGGCAUAAAGGUUUACUAAUAAUAAUAACAAUAAUAGGAGGAAGAAUAAAAAAGAAAUAAGGGAAAGAAAGCAAGAAAAAAAGUGGAUAACACAAGAAGAAGAAGAAAGGUGCACGCGCGGGUGACUUUCCGUACGCGUACGAGGAAUUUUAUUCCGGUUUCCAAGGGAUCGCGCGCGUCCUGCUUGUGCGCUCGUGCAUGCGCGCGCCGGAGCGGUGGAAGUGUGUUUGCGCGCGGGCCGAGUCUCGGCUGAAGUUUGAGCGGAGGACCGGAGGACAGCAGAGGCGGCACCAUGCGGGCACCGAGCUCCACUUUCACCGCCGCCGCCUUCGUGCAUCUCCUCAUACACUGCUUCUGCGUGAAGCUGUGUGAAGCAUCAGGCCACUUCGAGUUGCGUGUGCUGUCAGUCAGGAACGUCAAUGGGGAGCUGCAGAGCGGCUCUUGCUGCGACGGCACGCGAAAUGUGGAGGACAACAACAGAUGCACGCAGGACGAGUGCGACACAUAUUUCCGCCUCUGCCUUAAGGAGUACCAGUCCAGGGUGACCCCCGGUGGACCAUGCAGUUUCGGCAGUGGAUCUACUCCAGUGAUCGGUGGGAACGUUGUGUCAGCCAAGAGCCUGGCGGAGAACGACAAGGCUCGCAUCGUGCUGUCUUUCAGCUUCGCCUGGCCGAGGUCGUACACACUGAUCGUGGAGGCCUUGGACUUCAACAACGACUCGAGCAUUGGUAGUAGCAGCGGUCAGGUGAUCGAGAGGGCCAUGCAGUCGGGUAUGAUCAACCCGAGCAGACAGUGGCAGACGCUGAAACACAAUGGCGGCGUGGCGCAGUUCGAGUAUCAGAUCCGUGUCACCUGUGACGAUCACUACUACGGCUUCGGCUGCAACAAAUUCUGCCGGCCGCGAGACGACUUCUUUGGCCACUAUAACUGCGACCACAACGGCAACAAGACGUGUCUGGAGGGCUGGGCUAGCCCCGAAUGCAGCACCGCGAUCUGUAAGCAAGGCUGUAGCACCAAACACGGAAGCUGUAAGAACCCUGGAGAGUGCAGGUGUUUGUAUGGGUGGCAGGGGGAUUACUGCGAUCAGUGUAUCCCACACCCCGGGUGUGUUCAUGGCACUUGUGAGGAACCCUGGCAGUGUCUCUGUGACACCAACUGGGGAGGACAGCUCUGUGACAAAGACCUAAACACGUGUGGCACGCGGCAGCCGUGUCUGAACGGAGGCACGUGCAGUAACACAGGACCAGACAAGUACCAUUGCUCCUGUCCUGAGGGUUACUCCGGCCAGAACUGCGAGAGAGCGGAUAACGCCUGUCUGUCGGAGCCGUGUCUGAACGGGGGACGCUGUAUGGAGAGCAAUCAGGGCUUCGAGUGCCAGUGUGCUCCGGGGUGGACCGGUCCAUCCUGUGCCAUCAACAAAGACGACUGCAGUCCUAACCCGUGUCACCACGGAGGGACGUGUAUGGACCUCGUCAACAGUUUCAAGUGCAAGUGUCCUGCGCAGUGGAUCGGCAAAACCUGUCUCAUCGAUGCAGAUGAGUGUGCCGAGAACCCGUGUGUGAACGCCCACCUCUGCCGCAACCUGAUUGGUGGAUACUUCUGCGAGUGUCUCCCCGGCUGGACUGGACCCAACUGUGACAUCAAUGUCAACGACUGCCAAGGGCAAUGUCUGAACGGAGGAUCUUGUAAGGACCUGGUGAAUGGGUACAAGUGUGUGUGUGCGCCGGGAUUCACAGGCGAUCAUUGCGAGAAGGAUAUUGACGAGUGUGCCAGUCAGCCCUGUCUGAACAAGGGCCAGUGCCGCGAUGAUGUCAACGGCUUCCAGUGCCUGUGCCUGCCUGGGUUCUCUGGAAACCUGUGCCAGUUGGAUAUCGACUACUGCGAGGGAAAUCCAUGUCAGAACGGUGCGCCGUGUUUUAACCUAGAGACGGAUUACUACUGUAAAUGUUCUGAGGAUUACGAGGGCAAGAACUGCUCCCAUCUCAAAGACCACUGUCGCACCACACCCUGCGAAGUGAUCGACAGCUGUACGGUUGCCGUGGUUUCGAAUAGCACGCCAGGGAACGUGCGCUACAUCUCAUCCAAUGUGUGCGGCCCGCACGGUCAGUGCCGCAGCCUGGCCGGCGGUCAUUUCAGCUGCGAGUGUCAGGAGGGCUUUACUGGAACCUACUGUCAUGAGAACAUUAAUGACUGCGAGAGCAGCCCAUGUGGUAACGGCGGGACAUGUAUUGAUAAAGUAAACGUGUACCAGUGUAUCUGCGCUGAUGGCUGGGAGGGACCCGACUGCGAAACUAAUAUCGACGACUGCAGUACAAACCCAUGCCACGAUCGCGGUGUGUGUCGCGAUCUGGUCAACGACUUCUACUGCGAGUGCAAAAACGGCUGGAAAGGAAAGACCUGUCACUCACGCGAGAGCCAGUGCGACGAGACGACGUGUAACAACGGCGGUACGUGCUACGACGAAGGAGACUCCUUCAAAUGCAUAUGUGCGCCUGGCUGGGAAGGGACGAGCUGUAAUAUCGCGAAAAACAGCAGCUGCCUUCCCAACCCAUGCGAGAACGGAGCUACUUGCGUCGUCAGCGGCGACCACUUCACCUGCGUGUGCAAGGAAGGCUGGGAGGGACUCACCUGCAACCAGAACUCAAAUGACUGCAACCCACACCCAUGUUACAACAGCGGGACGUGUGUGGACGGAGAUAACUGGUACCGGUGUGAGUGUGCCGCGGGCUUCGCCGGACCCGACUGUCGCAUCAACAUAAACGAAUGUCAGUCGUCUCCGUGCGCGUUCGGCGCGACCUGCGUGGAUGAGAUUAACGGAUACCGCUGCUUGUGUCCGCCCGGGAGAACUGGAGUGAAGUGUCAGGAAGUAAUCAGACAUCCCUGCAUGGACAGCGGCCGGCACAUGGCUGACGGGGCGAGAUGGGACAAAGACUGUAACACCUGCUCGUGUCACAACGGCAGGAUCAACUGCACAAAGUUGCUGUGCGGUCCGAGGAUGUGCCAUCCGCUCGGGGCCGGGCGCGGAGACUGUCCGGCGGGUCUGUCGUGCAUCCCGGUGCGUGAGGACUAUUGCUUCGUGCGACCUUGCCACACGCAAGGGGAGUGCUGGUCAGAUCAGAGCACGCCCGUCCAGUCCCGGUGCCACCCGGAGAGCGACUGCGCCAACGUGACGUUCACUUUCACGAAGGACGUCAUGCCACAGGGCGUGACGGUGGAGCAGGUGUGCAGAGAGCUACGCAGUCUCUACGUGGUGAAGAACCUCUCCUCCGAGUACUCCAUCUCCAUCACCUGUGAACCUUCCGCCACGGCCAGCAGUGAAAUACACGUAGCCAUUCAGGUUUCUGAUGAUGGCGACAGGAGCCACGUUCCGGUUAAAGGUAUCACGGACCGGAUCAUCGACGUGGUGAGCAAACGAAGCACUAACGGUACCAUUCUCGCUGCCAUCGCGGAGGUACGCGUCCAGCGCCGGCCCGCCAGCACCCCCAAUGAUUACCUGGUGCCGGUGCUGGUUUCCGUAGCAACAGUGAUCUGGGCGCUGGCUUUGGUGUGGGCAGCGUUGUGGUGUGUGAGACGACGGCGCAAGCAAAACGCAAGUGCCACCGCGACCGGGUACACGUCUGCGCCGUCGACCGUCCCAAGUGCCGAGGACAACAACGCAGCCAACAACGCGCGCGAGAACCUGCACCAGAUCAAAAACCGCAUCGAGAAAAACGCCGUGAGCGCCAAGAUCGGACAGCAGAAACUCCCGCCUCCAGAAACGUCGGCACCCGAGGACGACCCGGACACGGAAAAACAUCUCCACAAAGCACGGUUUCCACGGCGACCGGUGUACGUGCCCGUGGAGUGCGACGAGCGGCCAAGCAGCCUGCACGAAAAGUGCGCUCACUGGACUAACAAACGCGACAACAGAGACUUGGAGUCCCAGAACAGCUUGCACAGAAUGGAGUACAUCGUAUAGCGGCUGCGAGGAAACGGCGGUGGGCUAGGCAACAGUCACCGUGACAACCGUUACGGCUGCACCCGGAGGUGAAGGACGGACGGGAAAAUAAUAGCACCAGAAUUUUCCGGCUCACCUUCGAGCAGGAGACUCAGGUCUCUGUUACGGGAAAUUUGACCGUUUUGGACUGUCAAAAUGGCGAAGGAGGAGAAAACGAGGAAAAGUCCCCACAGCAAAAUUUACGACAAAGACACACUGACUAAUUGGGUCAGAUCGAGGUUGUUGUGGGUUGGCCACUUUUUUGGUUUUCCCCCCGGUUAAAAAAACAAAGCAAAACACCACGGCCUUCGGUUACUUCACACAGUGCUGAAUUACGGACAAGCGAUUUUUGGCACUGCUGGAAAAAAAUUUUAUUCCUUUGUGUGCAGCAGAAUUUCGAAGGCACACGGAUUUGCACUCAGCAAACAUGCGUCAGUGUUUUUUUUUUUUUCCUUUUUCCUUUCUUUCCUGUUCUUUUUUUCUUCUUCCUUGGAAUCAUUUCACAGAGAUGCAGGGUUUCAACCUGAUUCGUCACGAGCAUAAAACCUUGUGUGUCAGAGCCGAGAAGUAAAGCUGAUCUCGGCCCAGGUUUGCAGUUUCGCCGCUACCGCUAGAGACGCUCUGAGGUUAUCUCAUUUAAGUCACGCAGACGGAGAUCUCGACACGUGUCCGUGAACCGAGAUCCUCCAAGCUCACUUAGAACUGAAGUCUAAGGGCAGUUGUUGAAAUGUCUGUCUGGAAAAAAUUCCCGUGAUGUUUUUUUUUUUUUUUUUUUUUUUUGGUCAAACCAACAAUUUCGUGUUGGUUUGCAAUCUGACUGUAAAUCUGUCUUGUUGUCUUGUCUCAUCUUAGGCACAGGGGCUGAUUAUGUUGCUUGGGUUAAACAGAGGACUUUAGACUUUAACUGUAAGUGAGUUUGGAGUAAACUGGGUUUCCGUUGUCUUCAGGUUGACAAAACGGUGGGGUUGUUCAACACCCCGGAUCUGACACUAGGGGUGGGCCAGUUAUCAGGGGAAACAAGAUAAGACGAACAUAAAUCAAACAUUGUGAUACUUGAAGGUACUUCUUCAAGACGGCCCUUUCUUUAUUCAAUUUGUUGCCGUAUCAAUGCAACGUACUCUGUGAAGUAAACCAUCUUGAUUAAAGGGAUAAAAAAAUGACAAGGCAAAUUGGAAAAAAAAAAAACAUAGUCAUAUGCGUAUUCAGCGCUUUAUAGAAAUACUAACGAUACUUUAUAACAAAUUCGUCCAUCAGAUCGCCCACCCCUGAGUAAAUCCCGCGUUAAUCCUACUGUCAAUGCGAACAUUCCUGCUACACCACACAUCCACAACAACCAAAACGUCAUCACUAUCCUUACUGUUAUUAUUAUUAUUAUUAUUACUAUUAUUUAUUGUCUUUUUUUUUUUUGCAGGCGGCAGGUCAAACUUUAGUCCCUUGCAAUAUGAAGAAUUUAAUUGUCGACUUUACUCUGACGUCAAUGUUGUGUAGAUUUUUUUUUCUCUUGUAUGUACAUAUUUUUUAAUUAAUCAUUGUGUAUAUUUGAUUUAUUAACUUAAUAUUCGAGAGCCUAUCAUUCCUUUUUUUUUAUUUAUGUGCUUUGGUUAGAUUCGAAGGUUUGACAGCUUUGUAAGCUUUCAACUUCCUUAUUUUUGACAGAAAACACUUGUUUCACAUAAAAAAAAACAGUUUGUAAAAAGAAAAUAUGCCAAAAGUGUUCUUGAAAGAAUAGUUUUAUUUUUUAUUCUAGCUGUAUGAAAUGAAAUGAAAUGCGCUGUACAAAUUUUGUUGUUUAAAAAAGGAAAAAAGGAAAAAAAAAGUUUAUUAGUUAGUUUGACGGUUUUGGUCAGGAUUAUUUCCCGAACGUUUCCAAAACAGUGGUGGAGAAAGGUGGGAAAGAAAGAAACGUGACUUUAACGCGUCUUACAACAAAGACAAACAUAAGUGAAUAGACAUUUCUGCAGUGGUGUAUUUCCUGUAUUCUGUCAUAAAUCAACCUUAGAAUGUUCCGUCACUGUGUUAAUGUAACCCGCGCUUCCCGUAGCAGUAUUUCUGUAGUGAGGUGAGAUUAAAGCUCGUAGCCAGCAGUUUGUUUAUCAGCUGACAAACGACUGAGGAAACCAGAAGAAGAGCUUCUUGUUUAAAGAGCUUCACUUUCCUUUGAAAAAAAAGUAAAAACUCUGUAUGAUUUGUAAUAUUUCAUUGUUUUGUUGAUAAUUUCAAGACAGAAAUAAAGGGCAGGUCCAUCAAAGUGAACUCUUUCUUCUGAGUGAUGCUGGCCAGGACAUCGUACAAUUUUUUUCUUUAGGCCUCUCUGAACAAAAAACGUUUCAGUUUUACUUUAGUGUUAAAUUUAAUAACUUUUCCUCUUUUUGCCAGAAGUCUUGUUUUUUUGUGUCAUUU